GCCCAGCUGAUCCACGACCGCAACACGGCCUCUCACUCCACAAUGAACGACAAAGCCACGCCAGAUCGCGUCCACAUGACCUGGACCAAAGACAAACUGAUCAACGAGAGGAACAGACAGAGAGAGGCCAUGGCAGUUAAAGACAUGUUUAACAUGAAACCUGAGUGGGAGAAUCUCAACCAGUCCAACGUGCGGAGGAUGCACACGGCUGUGAAGCUCAAUGAGGUGGUCGUCAAGAAAUCCUGUAAUUCAGACCUGGUCCUGCUCAACAUGCCCGGACCACCGAAGAACAAGAAAGGAGACGAGAACU
Seriola dumerili (greater amberjack) is the source of this 310-nucleotide messenger RNA. Its product is annotated as solute carrier family 12 member 5-like. The annotation marks the transcript as partial. The record is from RefSeq and is a predicted model, not a curated record. NCBI's taxonomy places the organism in Eukaryota, Metazoa, Chordata, Actinopteri, Carangiformes, Carangidae. The transcript is spliced from 3 exons.